Molecule: messenger RNA, 1128 nt
Organism: Prorocentrum cordatum
Lineage: Eukaryota; Dinophyceae; Prorocentrales; Prorocentraceae
Source: the annotation of a GenBank genome assembly
GCAGUUUGCCGCCUGCGCCGCCGCGCAGGAGCGGGCCGCCCGGCGACAGCAGCAGCAGCUGGAGCGGCUGCAGCAGCAGCUGUCGCAGGAGCGCCAGCAGCAGCGCGUGGACGGGGCUGCGCAGCGCCAGCAGCUGGAGCAGCUGGAGCGGCGGCUCGCCGAGGAGCAGGAUCAGCAGCGCCGGGGGGCCGAGGCGCAUGGCGUGGAGCAGGCCAGGCGCCUCGCCGCCAGCGAGGAGGCGGGCGAGCUCGCGGGGCGCUGCGCCGUGCUGGAGGAGGAGCUCGCCAGGCGGUCCCUCUCACUGGAGGAGGCGGCGCGGAGGGGGCGAGCCCUCUCGCUGGCCAAGGCGCACGGCGAGGAGCAGGCCAGGCGCCUCGCCGCCAGCGAGGAGGCGGGCGAGCUCGCGGGGCGCCGCGCAGCGCGGGAGGAGGAGCUCGCGAGGCGCUCGCUCUCGCUGGAGGAGGCGGCGUGGAGAAGGUCGGAGAGCGAGGCGCUGAAGGCCGAGGGCGAAGUCAGCCGGGAGCUGCGGCGCCAGCUGGCCGCCCUGGAGGGCCAGGAGGGCAGCGACCUCCGGCUGGAAGCGGCACGCCGCGCCGAGGAGCAGGCGUUGCAGGCGGGCGCGAGCCUCCGCGAGGCGGCGGACGCGGCCGUGCGCGACCUCCACAGCAAGUGCGAGACCUUCGCCGCCCUGCUGCGCGGUUCCUGCGAGGAGGCCCGGGCCGCGGAGGCGGGCGAGCGGCGGCAGCGGGCCGAGGCCGAGGAGCUGCGGAGCAGGCCUCCCGCCCUGUGCCCGUGGCUCCCCGGGCGGAGUGGUCACGGGCCCGGCCGCGGCACCGCCCGGGGACCCGCCCGCGGUGUCUGGAGCUGGAGGCCUCGUGUGCCGCGGAGGAGGGCGAGCGGCGGCGGCGGGCCGAGAGCGACGAGCUGAGGGUCAGGUGCCUAGAGCUGGAGGCGCUGCGGGCCGCGGACGGCGAGCGGCGGCGCCGCGACGAGGGCGAGGAGCUGCAGGGCAGGUGCCUCGAGCUGGAGGAGGCGCUACGGGCCCGGGCCACCUUCGGUGCGGCAGGGUCCACCAUAGGUCGCUGGGACGUUCCGGGGGCGAUCGAGGGAUCAAACAGGACGGAAUGA